Molecule: messenger RNA, 3471 nt
Organism: Arvicola amphibius (Eurasian water vole)
Lineage: Eukaryota; Metazoa; Chordata; Mammalia; Rodentia; Cricetidae
Gene: Lrrcc1
Product: leucine rich repeat and coiled-coil centrosomal protein 1
Exons: 17
Coding region: 34-2772 (912 amino acids)
Cellular component (GO): centrosome; cytoplasm
Molecular function (GO): protein binding
Source: RefSeq, a predicted model, not a curated record
GCCGCUUAACACCCACUCCCCGUCGCCGGCGUCAUGGAGGCGGCGGUGGGUGCCGAAGUCGAACCUGAGGAUGGCGACAGCAGCUGCGCGGACGUGUGCUUCAUGGACAAAGGCCUGCAGAGUAUAUCAGAGUUAUCUUUAGAUUCAUCCCUUCAUGCCAUCAAUCUGCAUUGUAAUAACAUCUCCAAGAUCACAUCCAUUGAUCACAUUUGGAACCUACGACAUUUAGAUCUGUCAUCUAAUCAAAUAAGUCGAAUUGAAGGACUGAACACACUGACAAAACUAUGUACUUUAAACUUGUCCUGCAAUUUGAUCACAAGAGUAGAAGGACUUGAAGCACUGGUUAAUCUGACUAGACUGAAUUUGUCUUAUAAUAAUAUAAAUGAUCUUAGUGGGUUGAUGCCUCUUCAUGGACUGAAGUAUAAACUUAGAUAUAUUGACCUACAUAGUAACUGUAUAGAUAGUAUCCAUCAUUUACUUCAGUGUACAGUAGGCUUGCACUUCCUAACCAAUCUUAUUCUAGAGAAAGAUGGAGAAGGUAAUCCUAUCUGUCUUGUACCAGGGUACCGAGCUAUCAUUCUCCAGACUUUGCCACAACUGAGGAUCUUAGAUUGCAAGAACAUAUUUGGUGAGCCAGUAAACUUGGAAGAAAUAAACUCAUCACGCCUACAGUGCUUCGAAGGACUUUUGGAUAACUUAGUUUCUUCUGAUUCCCCCCUGAAUAUAAGUGAGGAUGAGGUCGUUGACAGUAUGCCAAUGGCACCACCCAUGGACGUAUUACCUCCUUUGGAGCAGUUCACCAGCACACCAGAAGAGAAUGUUUUGACCUCGCUCUUAUCUGUGUGUCCAUCUUCUGAACCAGAAAAAAUUAAUCAUGAAAACGAUUUUCAGAAUGAAAUGAAACUUCAGAAAUUAGAUGAUCAAAUCUUACAGCUUCUCAAUGAAUCCCUCUUGGAGCAGUUAGACCAAGAGAGAGAGAUGAGGUGGAAAGCUGAGCAAGCUGAAAAGAAACUUAUGGAUUAUAUCGAUGAGCUGCUUAAGCAAGCAAGUGAGAAAAAAGAUGUUCACAGCCUGGCUCUCAUUACUACAGACAGGCUAAAGGAUGUUAUUCUUAAAGAGAGACAUUCCAAGGCUCAACUUGAAAUUAUAGUUCACAGACUUCAAAAUGAAGUUAAAAAGCUAACUGUUGAACUAAUGAAAGCACAAGAUCAACAGGAAGAUCACAUCAAACACUUGAGAACCCUGGAAAAAGCAUUGGAAAAAAUGGAGAAGCAGAAAGCACAGCAACAGCAGGCACAGAUGAGACUUAUCCAAGAGGUGGAGCUCAAAGCCUCGGCUGCUGAUCGAGAAAUAAACUUACUUCGAACUUCUCUUCACCAAGAAAAGGAGCAAGUGCAACAACUUCAUGAACUUCUGGCAUUGAAAGAAGAGGAACACAGGAAAGAAAUUGAAACUAGGGAGUUUUUCAGUGAUGCAGAGUUUCAGGAUGCAUUAGCUAAAGAAAUGUCCAAAGAAGAAAGAAAGCAUGAGCAAGAAGUAAAAGAAUACCAAGAAAAAAUUGAUAUAUUAAACCAGCAGUAUUUGGAUUUAGAAAAUGAAUUCCGUAUUGCUUUAACUGUUGAAGCCAGAAGAUUUAAAGAUGUUCAAGAUGGUUUUGAAGAUGUUGCAACUGAGUUAGCCAAGAGCAAACAUGCUCUUAUUUGGGCUCAACGCAAAGAAAAUGAAUCAUCAUCUUUAAUUAAAGAUCUGACCUGUAUGGUGAAGGAACAAAAGACAAAACUCUCAGAAGUCUCCAAAUUGAAACAGGAAGCAGCCGCGAAUUUACAGAAUCAAAUCAACACUCUGGAAAUUUUGAUUGAAGAUGACAAGCAGAAGAGCAUUCAAAUAGAAAUUCUUAAGCAUGAAAAAACGCAGCUUAUUUCUGAGCUAGCAGCCAAGGAGUCCCUGAUCUAUGGUUUAAGGACAGAACGAAAAGUAUGGGGACAUGAACUAGCACAUCAGGGAUCGUCACUAGCUCAGAGUCGUGGGAAAUUAGAAGCCCAGAUUGAAAGUUUAUGCAGAGAGAAUGAGUCUCUGAGAAAAAGCCAUGAGAGUGACUGUGAUGCCUUGAGAAUAAAGUGUAAAAUCAUCGAGGACCAAACUGAAACCAUCAGAAAAUUAAAAGAUUGCUUACAAGAAAAAGAUGACCAAAUCAAAUUAUUACAAGAAAAGAUCACUUUCGUAGAGAAAUGUACUCAAGAGCAACUUAAUGAAAAAUGUUCACAACUAGAUAAUGUGAUUGAAAAAUUAGAAAGACACAAUGAGAGAAAGGAAAAACUAAAACAACAGUUGAAAACAAAGGAAUUAGAACUUGAAGAAAUCAGAAAAGCUUACAGCACAUUAAAUCAAAAAUGGCAUGAUAAAGGAGAACUACUCUGUCAUCUUGAAACACAAGUAAAAGAAGUCAAAGAAAAAUUUGAAAACAAGGAAAAGAAACUUAAAGCAGAGAGAGACAAAAGCCUUGAGCUACAAAAGGAUGCACUAGAAAAGCUUCAAAGCAUGGAUGAUGCUUUUAAGAAACAAGUUGAUGCAAUUGUUGAAGCUCAUCAAGCUGAAAUAGUACAACUAACAAAUGAGAAGCAGAAAUAUAUUGAUUGUGCGAAUUUAAAGGUUCAGCAAGUUGAAGAAGAAAUGCGAGAACUUCUGGAAGAAACAUGCAAGAACAAAAAAAUAAUGGAAGGAAAAAUUAAGCAACUUGCUUGUGCUCUAAGUGAAAUUCAGAAAGAAAUGUGAUGUUUGUGGGAACAAAUUUAAUUGAAAUGGACCAACAGACCUAUUGUACAAAUAAUUAAAUACUGUAACCGUAGUAACUGCUAUGACUUUGAAAUGUCUCUUUCUACACAUUUCAUUAUGAAUUUUUAAGAGACUUGAUGAAAUAAUUGUAUGUGUAGAGUUUUUAUAAUAAACUAUUGAUAAUUAUAUAUAUUAGAAUGACCUAUCAUGAUAACUAGACUUCAAGCACUUUUUCUUGUCUUUGUCCUGUAUGUACCUUGUUGGUAAUUACACGUUUAUUUGCAGGUUUGUAAAGGAAGGUUAGAAUUUGAGUAAAGGAGAGAGGAGAGAAAGUAAUCAUUGUUGUUAACUUGUGCUAGUGCAGAACUAAUUAUAUUUAUAGGUUAUCCUUUAGUUGAUGUAGCUCUGUUCUUUCAAAGCAUCUAUAACAUGUAGCCAAAAAUUUAACAUCUAUAUGAUUAAAAAAAUAUAUAUAUGUUGUCAUUCAGAAAGCAGGUGUAGCUAUCUCCACAUGGUCAGUUUCCUCUUUUCUGGUAUUUUUGUUUCAUUAAAGAUGACAUUUAUACUUUUAUAAAUAUUGUCUGAUCUAGAAGAGCACUGCAUUCCUACCAUCAUCCACACUUUCAGUCACUGCAUGAAGAGACUUCUGACUUUGCAACUGGAAGCACUUCAUCUCCUAGCAUGUCCUGAGCUGCUGUG